Messenger RNA from Medioppia subpectinata, 564 nucleotides. The record is from the annotation of a GenBank genome assembly. Lineage: Eukaryota; Metazoa; Arthropoda; Arachnida; Sarcoptiformes; Oppiidae.
AUGAAGGCCGGAAAGUCUGUGCUCAUUGAAGGCGCCAACGCCACGAUGCUUGACAUCGAUUUUGGCACGUAUCCAUUUGUCACUUCGUCCAACUGUACGGUUGGAGGCGUGUGUACGGGUCUCGGCAUUCCUCCCCGUUAUAUCGGUGACGUGACUGUCAAACCUGGCGGCGCCUCCUUAUACUCGACGCCAUCCAAUCGGAGGAGCACGAGAUCCAACCAACCGCACCGUCUCUUGCGUUUAGUGGUGACGCCGACCUCUUUGCCGGUCUUCCGUCGGAAAGGGACCGUCGCCUACGCGAGUGCAGUAGGCUUUGGUCACGCCAUACACGUCACCGAUAUAACGGGGAGGAAUGCCGAGACCCGUACACACGCCUCCAACCGUACAGUUGGACGAAGUGACAAAUGGAUACGUGCCUAUCGAGUGGCCAUUCAUUACAUCAGUUAUGUUGUCAUUAAAAUAACAAUUAAAACCAAUUAUGAAAUACCAAAAUCGAUGUCAAGCAUCGUGGCGUUGGCGCCUUCAAUGAGCACAGACUUUCCGGCCUUCAUAUUAGUGUUCAAA